AUAAUAGGAGAUGUUUGAGGAGUAAUUUGCCUCUUCCUCGGCCAAUGGGAACCGGGGCACUUUCCCAUCAAACCAAACCUUCCUCCCCCCGCUCCUCUUUUCAGGAUCUCGAAGGAGACUGUUUGUUCCAAAUGUUCGUGGGACGGGAUCCGAGGCGCACUGCACCGCCGGGCACCCGGGCGCCUCUCGUCUGCGGGGCUGUGUGAGUGAGUGCUCGAUCCCCGUCUCCUGCCGCGCGUCGAAGGGGCCACGCUGGGAGGCGCCGAGGAGGGCGCAUGGGGCGCGCUUGGAUGGCCUUGGAUUCGCCCCCAUAAUGUUCCCAGGGGAUCCCCGCAGCAGCCAGCCUGAACCGUCGCACCCCGCGCCUCUCCUCUCUGGAUUACCGCGCCCGGGAAGGAAGUUGCCUGCACCCCUUCGCCUGCCCCUGGCGCCGUCCUCGCCCGACCUCGGAGCAUGGCCUCGCAUCGGCCGGUCCCUGGGGCCGCGGGCAUCUUUGGAGAACUCCCGCCGUCUUACGCGGUCGCUGCCAGCUCGGAUCUGCUCCGGAGACCCAGCUACUGCCACGCCGCCUUUGCCCUCAAGCAGAUCGCCAAGGGUAAGGCUGUGGGCCAGAAAGCCCCGCUGUGGCUGAGGGCCCAGUUCCAAGCCCUUCUGUUUACAUUGGGCUGCUGGAUCCAGCGUCACUGUGGCAAAGUACUCUUUGUGGGGCUGCUGGUCUUUGGGGCGCUGGCUGUAGGACUCCGAGUGGCCUCCAUCGAAACGGAUAUUGAGCAGCUCUGGGUGGAAGAGGGCAGCCGUGUCAGCCAGGAGCUUCGAUAUACAAAAGAGAAGCUAGGAGAAGAAUCACUUUACACAUCCCAGAUGCUCAUACAAACUCCCAAACAGGAAGGAGAAAACAUCCUGAAUCCAGAGGCCUUAGGAAUGCAUCUCGAAGCUGCUUUGGCUGCCAGCAAAGUGCAAGUCUUACUGUAUGGAAAAUCUUGGGAUCUCAACAAAAUCUGCUACAAGUCCGGAGUCCCCAUAAUUGAGAAUGGGAUGAUUGCACGGAUGAUUGAGAAGCUCUUUCCCUGUGUUAUCGUAACGCCAUUGGACUGUUUCUGGGAUGGGGCCAAGCUGCAAGGGGGUUCUGCGUACCUCCCGGGCCGACGGGAUAUCCAGUGGACCAACUUGGACCCUAUUCAAUUGAUGGAGGAGCUUGGUCAGUUUGCCUCACUGGAAGGAUUCAAGGAAAUGCUGGAUAAGGCAGAAGUUGGCCAAGCCUAUAUGGAACGACCCUGUCUUGACCCCUUUGACCCUGAGUGUCCUGCCAGUGCUCCCAACAGCCAUAGCCGAAAAGUACCAAAUAUUCCCUCUGAGCUCACAGGUGGCUGCCACGGCUUCUCUCAGAAAUACAUGCACUGGCAAGAGGAGCUGAUCCUGGGUGAAACAGUGAAAGAUUUCCAGGGCAAACUACAGAGAGCUGAAGCAUUACAGAGCAUGUUCCUGUUGAUGAGCCCACGGCAGCUGUUUGAGCACUACCGGGAUGAUUAUGAGAUUCAUGACAUCAGCUGGAGUGAGGAGAAAGCAGCUGCUGUCCUAGAAGCCUGGCAGCGGGAAUUUGUUGAGUUGGCCCAGGAAUCCCUCCCUGCAAAUUCCUCCCAGACUAUCCAUGCCUUCUCCACCACCACGCUUAAUGACAUCAUGAAAUCCUUCUCAGAUGUGAGCGCCAUCCGCGUUGCAGGCGGGUACCUCCUGAUGCUGGCAUAUGCCUGUGUCACCAUGCUGCGCUGGGACUGCUCCAAAUCGCAGGGUGCUGUGGGCCUAGCAGGAGUUCUUCUCGUUGCCCUUUCAGUGGCAGCAGGACUUGGACUGUGCUCCUUACUGGGAAUCUCUUUCAACGCAGCGACCACACAGGUGUUACCUUUCCUGGCACUGGGCAUUGGUGUAGAUGACAUGUUUCUCCUGGCGCAUGCCUUCAUUGAGACUAGCCAACACAUCCCUGUCAAGGAACGGACUGGUGAAUGCUUACGGCGUAGUGGCACCAGUGUAGCGCUCACCUCUGUCAAUAACAUGAUUGCCUUCUUCAUGGCUGCUCUGGUGCCCAUCCCAGCUCUGCGAGCCUUCUCUCUGCAGGCUGCGGUGGUGGUCGUGUUCAAUUUUGCCAUGGUGCUGUUCAUCUUUCCUGCCAUCCUGAGCCUGGACCUUCACAGGCGUGAAAACAAGAGGCUUGAUAUUUUAUGCUGCUUCUAUAGCCUCUGCUCCUCCCGUGUCAUCCAGAUCCAGCCACAAGAAUAUGCUGAUGCAAAUGACAACCACGCUGCACCCACAUUUCCACACGGACACCCACCACUGGCCACCAGCACACGUAUCACAACCACAGUGCAAGCUUUCACCCAGUGUGACCCUUCUGGGCGACACGUGGUCACCAUCUUACCACCUACGCAGCAUGUCUUCACCACCCCAUCCACUCUGCUUCCUGCCAACCUGAUGGGGUCACAAGUCUGCACUCCUGCCAGCUCCACUCGUGACCUCCUGGCACAGCUGGAUGAGGGCAAAGGUGCCCAGGAGUGCGUCCCGUUGCCGUUUUGCCAAUGGAAUCUCUCCAGUUUUGCUCGAGACAAAUAUGCACCCGUCCUUCUGCAGAGCCACACCAAGGGAAUUGUGGUGGCCAUAUUCCUGGCACUAUUGGGCCUGAGCCUCUAUGGCACAACCAAAGUUCAUGAUGGGCUGUAUCUGACAGAUAUUGUCCCACGAGGCACAAAAGAACAUGCCUUCAUUUCAGCUCAGUUCAAAUACUUCUCCUUUUACAACAUGUUCGUGAUAACCAAGGGUAGCUUUGACUACCCCAGCUCCCAGGAGGCCCUCUAUGGCCUGCAUCAGGCCUUCAACGCCAUCCAGUAUGUAGUGCGUGAUGAGAACCGCCAGUUGCCUAAGAUGUGGCUGCACUACUUCCGGGAUUGGUUACAAGGUCUGCAGGCAGCUUUUGACAGAGAUUGGGAAUCUGGACGUAUUACCAAGGAGAAUUAUCGCAAUGGGUCAGAGGAUGGUGUCCUAGCUUAUAAGCUUCUCAUCCAGACAGGCAGCAAGAAGGAGCCCUUCAAUCUAAAUCUACUGACAACUCGCCGCCUGGUGGAUGAGAAUGGGAUUAUCCCCCAUGACAUCUUCUACAUCUGCUUGACAGUGUGGGUGAGCAAUGACCCCCUUGGCUUUGCUGCUUCUCAGGCCAACUUCUACCCACCCCCACCAGAGUGGAUCCAUGACAAGUACGAUGCCACUGGCGAAAACCUUCGAAUUCCAGCUGCACAGCCCCUGGAGUUUGCUCAGUUCCCCUUCUACCUCAAUGGACUGCGGCAGACGUCAGACUUCGUAGCAGCUAUCGAGAGUGUCCGUGCCAUCUGUGAUGAGGUGGCUCAGACACAUGGUGUGCUAAGCUACCCUAGUGGCUACCCUUUUCUCUUUUGGGAGCAGUACAUUGGCCUGCGUCAUUGGCUCCUGCAAGCAAUCAGCAUUGUGUUGGUCUGCACUUUUCUGGUGUGCACCCUGCUGCUACUCAAUCCUUGGACUGCCAGUAUCAUUGUAUUUGUUCUGGCCAUGAUGACGGUUGAACUGUUUGGUAUCAUGGGCCUGAUGGGCAUCAAAUUAAGUGCCAUCCCUGUGGUUAUCCUCAUUGCUUCUGUGGGCAUUGGUGUGGAGUUCACUGUGCAUGUAGCACUAGGCUUUCUCACAGCCAUUGGCAACCGGAAUCUGCGCUCCACUGUGGCUCUAGAGCACAUGUUUGCCCCUGUGAUGGAUGGUGCUGUCUCCACUCUGCUGGGUGUACUCAUGCUGGCUGGUUCCGAAUUUGACUUCAUUUUGAGGUACUUCUUUGCGGUGCUCACCAUCCUGACAAUUCUAGGGCUGCUCAAUGGUCUUGUGUUACUGCCUGUGCUACUGUCUAUCAUUGGCCCGCCUGCUGAGGUCACACCUGCAGAUAAUGGUAGCCGCCUGCCAACACCAUCACCUGUUCCCCCACCCAUUAGUCACCACAGUUUUUAUGUGCAUCAGCAGGGUGGUGCCUUUACAGACUCCUCUGACUCAGAGUACUACUCAGAGAGCACUGGUGCAUCAGAUAUCGGCAAAGAUGAUCGGAAUACCUACAUCAUUCCCCCAACUCAGUCACAUAUUUUGGUCAAAGCCAGCAAAAGCCCCAGAUUCCCCAAAAUCACAGUGGUGAAAAGCUACAAGACAAGCCUGGAGUCACCUCUGUCACCGUGCAGCCCAGACUGGACUCAAACCAUGACCACUGGAAGCCACUUAACAUCAUCCACCAUCGAUGUCAAGCAAUCUUCCCAGCAGCAAGAGCAGCCAAACCACAGACUAGGGCCUCAGCAGGCUCAGACUGCCCCCAUUCCCCUUCGGACCAACUCCCAUGCCUACAGUGCCAAAGUGCCCCCUCUUGGGACUGGUGGCUCCUUCACCACAGUUACAGCCACUGCCUCAGUGAUGCUGGCUUUGCACCCCUCCCUGCCCGGCUCAUGCCGGGGCUAUACACAUGAUGGCUUUGAAUCUGACAGCCCUGAGGAGGCAGGCCUAGUCUUACCUGACAAAUUGGAACUGCAAGACUUAGCCCAGAGGCCUUAGCUCCUUUCUCCAGGCCAAGACCCUGAUUCUAGAUUCCCACCUCAGGGGUAAGAUGUGCACAACAUCCCAGGUGGGAGCAGGGGCCCAGGUUGUUCUCUCACACACCAUGGACUGUGAAGCAGAAUGGACAUGAGGAAGCUCCAGAACAGUAUCUAACCAUCUUUAGACAUAGACAGUGCCUUUGCGAACUGGAACAAAGAGAUGAGAUGAACUACUGCAGAAUCUGUCCAGUUGAAUGGUUGGUGGGUACUUCUAGACCGGUACUCCACUCUCCUGUACCUUAUUUCUGUAGGUGUAUCUGCCACCAAAAUGCAUUUUGGGCCCCUUGGUUUCCAGGGUGCCUGGUUCCAAAACACUCCUAGUUUGUGUCUUUACGUCAGACUGUUGACUGAUACAGCAUUGGUUGUACUUACCUACUGACAGAGGAAGUUCCAGCUCGCAGUAUGGGAAAUGGAAACCAUUUCCAUGAUGCUACAUGAAACAUUUCAUGGCUGUUAUUGGGACAGAGCAUCAAAAUUGUCCAAACACCUACCCUCCUGUGGAGAGAACAGGACUCAACUUAUAUGUGGGGAACUUGCCCACAUCAUGCUGCUAUUCUUUUAUUUUUAUUAAUAUUAUUAUUAUUAUUAUUAUUUUAAACUGUAUAAAAAGAUUCACAGUUCCCCUUUAUAAUUAUAAUAAUUAUUUUUAUUGUUUUCACAGCUCCCUCAUUAAAAAAAAAAAGUGGCAGUAUCCCUUUAAGGGGAACACCCCGGUGAGGUUGUAGUGGGGAGAGUACCUCCUGGGAAUAUGGAGUGGAGGGAGCAUGCAAUGGAGGGGCACAAUGUGUCUUAAUGUUCUAUGCAAGCUGUGUGGGACAGGCUGUGCUUUGCUCCUGCCACCAGCACAACUGCCUGUGCCAGUACCUGUCCUGUGGCUGUUUAAAGUUCAGUCUUCUCCCUUUCAUAUCCCACAUCCCCAAAACUUUCCUUUGUGCCCCCUUCUUUAGCUUGCUUACAUCUUUGUCAGCCUUACAUAGUCCAUCACUAAAGUGUCCCCAUCAACACACCUGUUCGAAUUAUCUGUUGGAGUUUUAGCCCCAUCCUUUCCUAGUAUCAGUGUGACAUCAUUUGUGUUCAAUAGAGAGACUUCUUUCUGUACAAUUUGUUGUCCAUAGAGAUCAGAGCUAAGACUUCUAGAAGGGCAAUUGCUAGAGAUGUGAAUUAUAUCUGUCUUCUUUCUAAUUCCAUACUUCAGGAGGUGUUUUGCACGAGAGAUUUUGUACUAUGAUGUUGAUACACAAAAUGAAUGCUACUACACUGUUUAUGGAGUGGGUGUUUGAGGUGGCUGGAUUCAAUAGCAUUUGUGUAGGAAAGUAGGAUUCCCUACAGCUAUUUGCCCUUCUAAUGGAGGGAGUUUUUAGUGGGUCUUGUCAGAUUCUCACUGGGUAGCUAGUACCAUUUUGGGUUGAUUCAUGCAUGAUGUUUUCCUAUUCUGAAUUAAUUGGUUUCCUAAGCUGUGUACUUGUGAUUCAAAAAAAAACUUCAGAGAAGAUGGCCUACAAAUCCUUCUCUAAAGAGAUGCUUUCUGAACAUGAAAAAAGAACUUGUGUGAAAUUAUCUUUUUGUUUGAGCCCAAUUGAGAGUUUUUAGGGUGACAAAUAUCUGCUGUUCAAAAAUAUCCCAAUGUGGCUAUCAGAGGAAAGAGUGUUCUAAGGGAGAGGCAGUGACUGAGUAAAAUCUUUCAUUUCCUGCCUCAAAGAAUGAGAGUUGUGGUUGCAGUUUAUGUUUCAGAACUCUGACUUUCUGGUUCAGCUUCAUUAGCUGAAAAUCCGGAAAUGAACUAUCACUUGGCAGCAAGAUUGAUCUAAAGGACUAGUUCCAUUUCUAUACAAUAUUCCCAAUAAUUAAUACAAUAUACAAGUUUCCCAAUAAUUAAGUCAAAAUUGCUUUAUGAAAGGUUGCAAUUUUUGCGUUCCGCUUCAGGAUAGAAAUCCUAAUUUUGUAUGAAAUUUGCUGUUUUCUGGCCAGCUCUUCCCUAAGCAUUGCAAAAUAGUGGCUCACAUCCUCUGUACUGAAACACACAACUUUCUGGAUUAAAAAUAUAUUUAUUAUUAUUAGUCCUUCUGGCCUGCUAUAAAGGAAAUAGAGGCAAAAUGGCAGCUAGUGCAACAGUCUUUACGGGCUGUGAUCUUUUACAUGAUGUUACCAACAGUCCUUUAUGGAACUGCUGCUGUUCCCUGUUUUAGUUUGUAUCUAUUGUGUGUGUAUGUAUAUGAAUGUUUUCUGUCUUCAGCAAAUACUUUGAUGAGUACAAGACACUAGAGGGAAAGCUGAAAUUCUGAUAAUCUAAUUACCAGCAGAGUUGCCUCAGCUGAAUAUAUAGUGUAGGCAACUGCUUGAGAAAAACCUAAAAGGGGAAGGAUAUUGCAUCUCCCAUGUACUAGAAACUUGUUGUCCCCUUGAGGAAAAAGUAGCUCCUACCUGCACUUGUAACAAGAUGCAGAGAUAGAGGCUCAUUCUGUACCGCAUAUUUAUAAUGAGUUGCAAUCAUUAUAAAUUAAUUCGUUUUCCAUUGGGGAAAACAAGUUGAUUUAUAAUGACUGCAACACAUCAUAAAUAUGUUGUGAGGAACGAGCCAGAGAGAAAAACUCAAGUUGGGCCUAGGGCAGCAAUUUUAGCCCUAACCUAGGGUAGCAAAAUACCUUUAACUGCCCAAAUUACAGAUUUGGGGACGGUAAGGUUCAAGAAACCACCUCAAAUUACAGAAGUUGUUCAACAUGAUUCUGCACAAAUACUAGACACAGUUUGCCCUCUAAAUAAUGUACUGAUAUUGGUGUGUUAUGGUUUCUCUUCAGAAUUGGAUAAAAUAAGCUGUGCAGUUGACUUCAACUUCUUGCCGGCAUGAGUGUUCCCCUGGAGCUUUGUAUCAAAUUUUGGAUAAAAUGAUGUGUCUCCUUGGACUAAGAGUCAUCACAGCCAACCAGCUGUUUUGUAUUAAUUCACCCUGAAAUCCAUUUCCCCACUGGUGUAAUUCCUUCUAAAACCCAAGCACUUUAAACCCUUCUUUUGCCCAAUAACUGCUGUAAUUUCAUUCUGCAGCUUACUCCAGAUUCCCUAUCCAUUGCUUGCUGCCAGGGAAGAUUCUGGUGAAGUGUUCUCAUUUUGGUUGUAUGAACUCUCUUGGCAGUUUCAAAGGGAUUAAAUUUCCUGUUAGAAUAGACUGAGACAAUUCAAUUAAAAGCUACCAGUGUUUUCUGGAGUCUGAGGAGUUUGCCACAUGACAGAGGUUGACCUACCUGUUCGAAUUUGUUCAUUCUUCCCAUCGUAAAACUAUUGUCACGGUUAGGAUCUAGCAGCAUCUGACCUGUCUACCCACUUAUACUGCUCCCUCUUACAGUCUUCCACUGUCUAAAAACAGCAAGGUGCCUCUAGGUAACCCACAAUAGAAAUGGUGCUUGCCUCCUCACCCUAAGACCAGGACCAGCAAAGCAUAAGGAAAUGGUGGAAAUAGGGCAUGUUGUGUGUUCAUGUGUGUAUUUGUGUAUGUGUGUGCGUGGAAGUAUGUAGAGGCUUGCGGGAGACCUUUUAACCUGAAAUGUUGUCAAUGCCAUCUAAAUUAUUUAUAUGGAAAAGAAAAAAGAUUUAUUUUUGUAGUUUGUACAGACCUCUAGCCUUACAAUGGAAGUUUUAUUUUUAAAAGUAAAUAUAUAUUAUAUAUAAACAUACAUUUUGAUGGUGA
Sphaerodactylus townsendi is the source of this 8319-nucleotide messenger RNA. RefSeq names its product patched 2 (gene PTCH2). The coding region runs from base 454 to 4599 and encodes 1381 amino acids. Gene Ontology annotation, biological process: smoothened signaling pathway. Gene Ontology annotation, cellular component: plasma membrane. The transcript has 23 exons. The record is from RefSeq and is a predicted model, not a curated record. Lineage: Eukaryota; Metazoa; Chordata; Lepidosauria; Squamata; Sphaerodactylidae. Gene Ontology annotation, molecular function: hedgehog receptor activity; hedgehog family protein binding; smoothened binding.